AGAUUUUAGAUAGAUAACAUCUUUGACGGUUGCAUAAAUGGAUUGUUGCAAAGAUUCCCAAGAUUUGUGGCAUGUAGGUGAAAAAUGCCUUGCACCUUAUUCUGAAAAUGAGGAACUCCACGAAGCUGUUGUGAAAACCAUUGAACAUCUAGAUAACAGUGCCUUUAAUGCUGUUGUUUUAUUUUUGGAUUCAACGGAAAAGAGAUUACCUCUUUCAGAUCUUCAAAAAUUCCCAGUUUGUAGUACCUCUUGGAACACCUCCAUGUUUGAUGAUGAAGACUUGGAGAAACCCUUCUUUCCAGACAAGAAACCCCCAGGACCUGCGGUUGAUUUUCCAUUAUCGAAUACUGGAAUUUCUAUCCCAUUCACUAUUAAUAGAUAUUUACGUGACUAUCAAAGAGAAGGUGCAAGGUUCUUGUAUGAACACUAUAGUCGAUCUACAGGAUGCAUUCUUGGAGAUGACAUGGGUCUUGGGAAGACAAUACAGGUCAUAUCAUUUUUAGCUGCAAUUCUUCAAAAGAAGGGAACACGAGAAGACAUUGAAAACAAUAUGCCUGAAUUUUUAUUAAGAACUAUGAAGAAGGAUUGUACUUUAUUGCCUCCUAAAAAGGUUUUUCUCAUCGUUUCGCCCUUAUCUGUGCUUUAUAACUGGAAGGAUGAGCUUGAGACCUGGGGAUAUUUCAAAGUAACCGUCAUACAUGGAAACAAAAAGGAUUUUGAACUUAGCCGAAUAAAACAAGGAAAAUAUGAAAUUUCUUUGACUACUUAUGAAACGCUUCGCUUGUGUUUAGAUGAACUUAACAGCAUAAAUUGGGCAGCUGUCAUUGUAGACGAAGCACACCGAAUCAAAAACCCAAAAGCCAGAGUAACACAGGUUAUGAAAGAUUUAAACUGUAAAGUUCGCUUUGGGCUUACAGGAACAAUACUGCAGAACAAUAUGGAGGAACUAUGGUGUGUUAUGGACUGGGCUGUACCAGGUUGUUUAGGAAGCAAACAACAAUUUAAGGAAGAUUUUUCAAACCCAGUUGAGUAUGGACAAAGACACAAUGCAACAAAACGAGAGUUGGCUACAGGAAGGAAAGCCAUGCAAAGACUGGCAAGCAAAAUGUCUCCCUUAUUCCUUAGACGUACAAAAGCUCUUAUAAGUAGUCAAUUGCCUAAAAAGGAGGAUCGGAUUGUGUACUGUUCUUUAUCGGAGUUCCAGAAAGCUGUGUACCAAACUGUGCUAGUAACUGAAGAUGUUUCCUUGGUUCUUCAAGGAGCUAAAAAGUGCAGUUGUAACAGCGGAAAGAGAAGACGGAAAUGUUGUUACAAAAAUAAUAAAUAUGGUGAAAGUGUGAGGACAUUGUAUUUCAGUUAUUUGGCGAUCCUCCGAAAAGUAGCAAACCAUGCAGCUCUCCUGCAAACAGAUUCGAGCACCAGCAAAAAGCAGGAAGCUCAUAUUAAAAGGGUGUGCGAUGAAGUAUUUUCAAAAUUUCCAGAGUUUGUCCAGCAGAGCAAAGAUGCUGCAUUUGAAACCAUCUCUGAUCCAAAGUACAGUGGAAAAAUGAAGGUUCUUCAACAGCUUCUAAAUCAUUGCAGGAAAAACAACGAUAAAGUUCUUCUUUUCUCCUUCUCCACAAAGUUACUUGAUGUUUUGGAGAGAUAUUGUAUGGCAUCAGGGCUUGAUUAUCGAAGACUUGAUGGAAGCACAAAGCCAGAAGAAAGAUUAAAAAUAGUAAAAGAAUUCAACAGAAUGCAAGAAGUGAACAUUUGUUUAGUUUCAACAAUGGCUGGUGGACUUGGCCUUAAUUUUGUCGGUGCCAAUGUAGUGGUGGUGUUUGAUCCAACUUGGAAUCCAGCCAAUGAUCUUCAAGCAAUUGACAGGGCCUACAGAAUUGGACAGUGCAGAGAUGUGAAAGUAUUUCGCCUUAUAUCUUUGGGAACAGUUGAAGAGAUGAUCUACUUAAGGCAGGUUUACAAACAGCAACUUCACUGUGUUGUAAUUGGGAGUGAGAAUGCAAAGCGAUAUUUUGAAGCAGUACAAGGAUCUAAGGAACAUAAGGGGGAACUAUUUGGUGUCCAUAACCUGUUCAGACUGAGAACUCAGGGCACCUGCUUGACAAGAGACAUUUUAGAGAGAGAAGUUCAAGUUGAAGCUGGUGUAAUGACUGCCGCCAUGUAUGUAAGCCAGGAAAAAGAAGCAAGUGGGGUACACAUGCUUGUAGAUACUGACAAAGAAGAGAACAAUGCAGAUGUAAAACUUGUCCAUCCAUUUAAGAAUGAAACAUUUGACUUCAGCAGUGAUAGUGAUGAAGAAGUAAAAAAGAGCACAAAAUUAAAAUUCACCAAAAGUCCAGCAACUGCCGACUGUCAGAAGCAAUUCACUUUAUAUCAGUGUGGGUUUUCCAAGAUGCUUGAGAAAGGGCCAAACAUUGAAAAGUUGGACACUAAGCUUUUAGGUGGCAGAAACAAAAAAACACAGAAUGAGUCCAACAGUGACAUGAAAGAUUCAUUGGACUUUGGCAAGACCAGUAAUAUAUCUGAGCGCAGAGGGCAAACAAACACAAUGAAGAAUCAUGGCUGGAAAAUUUCUUCAGACUCUGAGGAUGACACAUUCCCCACAAGAAAGGGGAAACCUCACGUCUCAAAAGAGCCUAAUGUUAUCCUGGAGACUGAGAGCAGCUCUUAUGAGAGCAAUGACGAUGAUGUCAUCUUGUCCUCACAGAUGUCUGAAAAUAUGGGAAUGGAAAAGUCUGCUCUGAGGCUAAAGCAAAUAUCCGAAAGUGAUGGUUCCGACCUUGAUUAUUUCAUACCCAGUACAAGUAAAAGGCAAACUACAAAUAACAGUAGUGACUAUAUUAGUGAUGAGUCUGAUGACAUCACGAUACCUAAAAAAACUGUGUGUGGUCAUUCAAAAGAUUGUAAGACCAUAAACCAGCAAAAAAGUAGUUCAUGCCACAGCAAUGGUGUAGAAAAAGAUUCUCAGACAAUAGACACGUUUUCUUCCUCUGAUGAUGACAGUAUUUACAAGAAGAAGAUUCGACUUAAUAAUGAGGAACCCAGAACUGAAACCACAAAGUACAGGUAUCCGAUGAAAUCAAAGUUACAAAGAUUAAUGUACAGAAGUAACCCAUCUGCUCUUGGGCACGUGUCCUCAAUAAAUGAUGAUAAUGGAAAAAAGAGAAAGAUUGCUAAGAAAACAAGCCAUAUUGCUUCUCUGGACAAUGUUCUGGAUGGUGUUGAGGGAGUUGCAUAUAUUCAUUCAAAUCAAAAUGUUGUUGGUUCGAGCAAAGCAGAAAAUCACCUGAGUCGGCGGGCAGUGCAAGAUGUUUUUGAGUUAAAUCAAUUCUCCCAACUUCCUGCUAAUAUUACCGCUUCCCAAAUUAAGGCGCAUGGACAGGAUUCUAGUAAAGGCUUACCACUAAAACAAGUGGGUAUGAAAGUAAGCCAUGACAAUCUCUCACAACAUCCUGUUAUUCACAAACAAAAGAAAGUACAUAGGACAGAUGAAAUCACUUUUAUAGUUGGAGAGACUCCCAAAGCAAUGCAGAGGAAACAAUUUGAUGAAAUGGCGACAUAUUUUAAAAUGGCUUCUGCAGAAGAACUUGCUCAUCAUGUUCUCAAUGUCGAAUCAAAUGUGCGUCAGGAUAUGCUAAGAGAAUUUUACAGCAGCCAAUACAUUCUAAAAGAACACAUGUAUCCACACAUUACUUUGUCUGCGAAUCUUCAAAAGGAAAAAUCGCACCAGGAUAAGAAGCACAAAGACAAAAUCAAAGUAAAAAGAAAAAAAAUUAUACCUUUACAUCUGGAUCAAAUCAAUGAAGCUUACAAACAUGACUCUGCAACUAUUACUGAUUCACUACGUAAAAACAGUACACAAACCUGUGAAUAUGAUGCUCAUCAAAAUACCAAGCAUGUGGACAUUUCACCUAAUUCAGCUCAAGAAAAGAUAUUCUUUAAAAAAAGACAGAGAAUCGAAGACAACUCAAAUGAUACGUUGAAUGCUACUGAUGCUUCUGUCUUAUUUUCAUCAUUUGACAACAAACCAGUCUCAGAAGAGCUAGUAUUCAAACCUGUAAAUAGGACCACAAAUAAAGAUAAAAAGGAGUCACACUCUGUAACAAACUUGCUUGGAGACACAUCUAUACUUGAUGAUCUCUUUGCAAGUCAGACUAAUAGACAAGUGGAGGGACCAGUCAGGCCACUUUGUGAGCAGCCAGCAACCAAAGCCAAAUGCCGUCCUAAAGAUUUUUGGGAUAUACUCAGUGAGCAAAAUGAUGAAAGUCUAAAUAAACUUACUGACUUGUCUGUAAUAGAAAAGGCAUGUGAACGUACAGUUUUACCCAGAACAAGUAAGAAAGACAACUGGGAUGACACACGAUGGGUAAAGAAUGAAAAUUUUUUAUGGAGAAAAAACAACCAAAGUUCAUGAUAUAAACAAUGAUUGUCCUAUAAAA
Messenger RNA from Pelobates fuscus (common spadefoot toad), 4439 nucleotides. RefSeq names its product ERCC excision repair 6 like 2 (gene ERCC6L2). The coding region runs from base 38 to 4414 and encodes 1458 amino acids. Gene Ontology annotation, molecular function: ATP-dependent chromatin remodeler activity; ATP binding. The transcript is spliced from 19 exons. The record is from RefSeq and is a predicted model, not a curated record. Lineage: Eukaryota; Metazoa; Chordata; Amphibia; Anura; Pelobatidae.